Messenger RNA from Drosophila kikkawai, 1418 nucleotides. RefSeq names its product aminoacylase-1B. Gene Ontology annotation, cellular component: cytoplasm. Gene Ontology annotation, molecular function: aminoacylase activity. Gene Ontology annotation, biological process: amino acid metabolic process. The record is from RefSeq and is a predicted model, not a curated record. NCBI's taxonomy places the organism in Eukaryota, Metazoa, Arthropoda, Insecta, Diptera, Drosophilidae.
AAUGGAGAUGGAAGUGACACUAGCUAACACAAGUCAGUGCGCCGUCAGCUCUCGAUCAAAGCGGAUCGUAGGCUAUAUUAUAGUAUCCAGUGGGUUCCAGCAAAAUGGCCAGCAAAUGGGAAUCGGAUGAGGAGAUCCAGUACUUCCGCGAGUAUCUGCGCAUCCCCAGUGUUCAUCCCAAUCCGGAUUACGAACCAUGCUUGGAUUUUCUCAAACGUCAAGCUAAACAACUGGAACUGCCCCUCGAGGUCUACUAUCCAGCGAAUGAACAGAAUCCCGUGGUGGUUUUGACCUGGGAGGGUCUCGAGCCGGAGUUACCCAGCAUUUUACUCAACUCCCACAUGGAUGUGGUGCCCGUGUUCCCUGAAAACUGGACACAUCCUCCCUUUGGAGCAGAUAUCGAUGAGGAGGGUCGCAUUUUUGCCAGAGGAACACAGGAUAUGAAGUGUGUGGGUAUGCAGUAUCUGGCAGCUUUAAGGGCUCUAAAAAGGAAUGGUGCCAGAUUCAAGAGAACUAUCCACAUAUCCUUUGUGGCGGAUGAGGAAAUGGGCGGAAGACAUGGAAUGCGACCAUUUGUGCAUACUGAGGAUUUCCGUAAACUGAAUGUGGGUUUUGGCAUGGAUGAGGGUUUGGCAUCACCCUCCGAGGAGUUUCCUGUUUUCUAUGCAGAGCGUUCUGUGUGGCGUGUCUAUUUCCAUAUCAGUGGCACUGCCGGCCAUGGCUCGCUUCUGCUGCCCAAUACCGCAGGAGAAAAACUCAAUUACAUAGUUGGCAAGAUGAUGGGCUUCCGGAAACUGCAGGUCCAGAGGCUGCAGAAUAAUCCUGAACUGGUUAUAGGGGAUGUGACCACCAUUAACUUGACCCGCGUUGAUGGCGGAGUUCAGAGCAAUGUGGUGCCCCCUUUGCUGACUGUGUGCUUUGAUUGUCGACUAGCCUUGGAUGUGGAUCAUCAGGAAUUUGAGGCGAAUCUCCACAAAUGGUGUGAUGAUGUGGGUGGUGGCAUAGAGAUCACCUAUGAGCAAAAACAACCCAGAGUUUUGCCCACUGCCAUCGAUGACAGUAAUCCCUUUUGGUUAGCUUUCAAGGAAGCCACCGAUGAGCUGGGACUUUCCAUCAAGCCUGAAAUUUUUACUGGCGGCACUGACAGCAGAUAUAUUCGUCAAGUUGGGAUUCCUGCCUUGGGAUUUUCACCCAUGAAUAACACUCCCGUGCUUCUCCAUGAUCACGAUGAAUUCAUUACGGCGGAUACAUAUCUCAGAGGAGUGCAGAUAUAUCAGAAAAUUAUCAGCAAUGUGGCAAAUGUUUAGGUGUCUUUUUAUUAAUGGUUCUUUAAUUGUUUGUUUAUGCUUAAUUAAAUGCGAUUAUUACUUGAUAUUGUUACAGUAAAUGAAGGUAUAAAAUAAAUGCUUUUUAAACGA